AUGUUGGAUGGCGACGAAACUCCGUCGGAUGGUAUACCAGAGGCGCAUAAAAGUUUCGCCAGUAUGGGGCUGGACGAGCCCGAUGACGAGGUCUUUGAAGAAGACGACUUCAGUACUUCAAGAUCGUUUCAUUCCCGGCUUGAUCAUCCUCAGCCUCACCCAGUCGAUUUGAAAGUGCGCAAAGAGAUAAGUGAUACGGGCUAUCGAGGAUACGUUGUGACAACACCACUGGCCCUAUCAGCAGCUGACGUUUCUGUAGAAGAGAUUCUUCACAAGACUAUCCUGGUUGGAGACAGUGGCGUUGGAAAGACUUCGCUCCUCGUCCAAUUCGACACGGGAACUUUCCAUCCAUCUUCGUUUGCUGCCACUGUCGGCAUUGGCUUUACGGUGAUGAUGCUGGGAGACUCAGGGGUGGGUAAAAGUUGCCUCUUGAUCCGCUUCAAAGACAAGACCUUCAUGUCGGGUUCUUACAUCGCCACAAUUGGUAUAGAUUACAGGAAUAAAGUACUCGUGGUUGACGGUGCCAAAGUGAAGUUGCAGAUAUGGGACACCGCCGGCCAAGAACGAUUUAGAAGCGUAACCCACGCCUACUAUCGCGACGCCCAUGCUUUGUUCCUUCUCUACGAUGUGACCAAUCGCAAAAGUUUUGAUAAUACUCGAGCCUGGCUUGCAGAGAUAAACGAAUACGCACAUCGUGACGUUAUCAUCAUGCUACUAGGGAAUAAAUGUGACAGCGAGGACCGCGUUGUGAAUCGUGAAGAUGGCGAACGACUUGGUCGGGAGUACAAGGUUAACUUUAUGGAAACAUCUGCCAAAACUGGCCUUAACGUUGACGUUGCCUUCACUGAAGUGGCCAGAGCGUUGAGGGAUAAACGUACAACAGUCAGCGCUUCGUACGGCGUCCAGGAAUAUGUAGAGCCAAGACAAUGGUCGCAAAAUGUCUGCUCUGCAUGCAGUACAUCCUGAACAAUGGUUUUCAAAGGAUAACUCAGACGGGAAAAUUGUUGUUGUAAAGAGUCGUGCAUUUUUAGGCUUCAACACAGAACGACGCAAAGGAAAAACUUUCCUCUCUCUCCUCCACAACAGGAAAAGUAAUAUUUCGAUUGGUGUUCAUCUGCAUUUUCCACCCGACUGUGUCAUUUUAAAUUAUUCGUGUAUAAAGAUUAUACGGUACACUUUCAUAAUGAGAAUGGCACCUUGUCCCAUAUGUACAAAAUUCGUUUUUCUCUUUAAAAAUUCUAAAUAACUGUUGCCGUAUUCACUUGUGGUACGUGGCUUCUGUAGCUUUAGACACAAUACACGCUGUAUGUUCGUCCGA
Daphnia magna is the source of this 1318-nucleotide messenger RNA. RefSeq names its product ras-related protein Rab-37. Lineage: Eukaryota; Metazoa; Arthropoda; Branchiopoda; Diplostraca; Daphniidae. Gene Ontology annotation, molecular function: GTPase activity; GTP binding. The record is from RefSeq and is a predicted model, not a curated record. The coding region runs from base 1 to 966 and encodes 321 amino acids. Gene Ontology annotation, biological process: Golgi vesicle fusion to target membrane; protein secretion; regulation of exocytosis. The transcript is spliced from 8 exons. Gene Ontology annotation, cellular component: Golgi apparatus; dendritic spine; plasma membrane.